ACCGUGUAGAUCGGCCUCAAUAGAUACUAUAUCGUUCUCAAACCAAACCCAAUAGACGCAAACUUGUGCGAUAUGACCGUCAAUCACAAUCUCAGGCAAUGAGAUUAUAUGGACUAUUCUCGAAUGGAAACAAUAAUUAUUUAAUGUGAUGAUACAUGCACUAACUCCACACUAUAGCAAAGCCAAGGUUGAUGAAGAGAGGGUUCCAUUCAAAGGUUCCCAACUCCGAAGCAUUCUUACUAAAGUUUUUUCUCUAUCGCAGCAUCAAUAUGGUUGAAACUCCUCGAGGCUUUGAAAAUGGAAAAUCUUCCUCGGAUUUUUUCAAGAUGGCUGAAAUGUUAACUCUGAUGAUUGCUGCUGGUAGCGUGGGUCACUUCAUGACUGCUCAUCCCUCACUUGACAAUGAAAACAAAGUGAAGAUGUAUCUUUGGUUUGUCAUGAUAGCCAUCCUCGUUGCGGUCCUUUCCUACCUCAUAUUUCUCGUCGUGAACUCUACAUCCGUCAACCACGCUUUUGGACCGACAAAAAAGGCAUCGAUUGUGUUUGCGAUUAUGGCAGGUCUUCUUCUGGUUGGUUCCGCAUUGUUGGCGAAUUUUUCUAGCAAGCAAAGUUUUUGGUUACUUUUCUUUCUUCAUGUUUGCCAUAGAUGCAUUCUACCACUUAAAGUUGUCAAGUACAGACCCACCACGGACCAAAUGAACAAUUAUAUAUGCCUCACCGCGUAUAAAUAUGAAAGUAACCGAGUUGUUCCUUUCCAAAUGCAACACAACAGCAUCACGAGAUACAGUCAUACUAAUGAUCGUAUAAAAUACUUAGAUUGUGUCUAAUAUUUAAGAUGAUCCCAUCAACCAAAUGAAAAAUACAUUAUCUAUAAGACUUCAAACGCAGAAACGCUGAUGUUACGCUUAAGUUUGAUUGGUUCGUUCCUUCUGCGGAGCCAAUCAAACUUAGCAAUGCAUCAGGGUUUCAGCUUUGACGUUUUUACAUGAGAAAGGUCUAUUCCGUUCCCGCGCACGAAUUGCAUGCACUAGUUCUUGCGACUAUUGCAUAUAUAUAAUAUAUCCUGUAAUAUAACCAUGCUAAGAACUGUAUAAAUUACUUAUUUUUGUGUAUAGUGUUAAAUAUAGCAAAGUUAAGAAAAUAAAAAUACAAUAAAACAUUUUUUAAAGCCUUAGCUCCUUAACAUUAGGUUCGGCACAUGAAAAGUUGGACCUGUUUCUGACAUCUAAAUUUUCCUGUGCCCCGUAACUUAAUGAGCUAAAGUCUUUGUUUAAGUUCAUUUGCAUUCGAUUCGGCACAUAAAAGUUCCACGUCUGAGACGGGCCCUAGACGUCUGA
Molecule: messenger RNA, 1337 nt
Organism: Dendronephthya gigantea
Lineage: Eukaryota; Metazoa; Cnidaria; Anthozoa; Malacalcyonacea; Nephtheidae
Exons: 4
Coding region: 192-827 (211 amino acids)
Source: RefSeq, a predicted model, not a curated record